Messenger RNA from Adineta steineri, 2049 nucleotides. The record is from the annotation of a GenBank genome assembly. Lineage: Eukaryota; Metazoa; Rotifera; Eurotatoria; Adinetida; Adinetidae.
AUGAUAUCAAAGCCGAUACAUUUCGUUAGUUAUAAACAGCGACAUUGCACUGAUAUAUUUUGUCUUAUUUUAUUUAUUAUUUUUAUUGUUAUCUAUAUCUUUAUAUCGAUAUUAGCAAUUAGUAAAAGUCAACCAAUAAGUUUCGUUCAUUCAAGUGAUUCAUUUGGUAAUUUAUGUGGACAAGAUAAAUUUGAAUUUCAACCAUAUCAAUUUUAUUUCGAUAUAAGUAAAUGUUUAACUGAUGGUGCUUUUUCAUUUAUUUGUCCAACAACAAAAAUAUGUGUUAGUUCAUGUCCAACACAAUAUACACAUUAUGAAUUAUUACAAAUCACUGAAAUGGAUGGUAUGAAAACAAAAGAUCUUGUACGUCAACAAUUAAUAUGUAUGUAUGAUUUUGAUCCAAUACUUGAUAAUCGAACAAUAACAGAAUUAGUUAAUGAUGGUCUUUGUGCACCAUAUACAUUACCAUCUGAACCAUUUCUUGGUCGAUGUUUACCAUCUGUAUUAACAAAUCUAUAUGAUUAUGAAAAUAAUACUCAAUUAAAUACAAAUAUAUCUGUUGCACAUAUUAAUACUCAUAUGUUUGGUAUAAAUAGUUUAUCGGAUGUUGGUCGAAUUAUAUUUUCUGAUCUUAAUCGAAUUAAACAAAGUUUAAUUCUAUUUAUAUUUAUAGCAUUUAUACUUGUAUUAAUUUAUAUGUUAGCUAUAAAAUUAUUAACUGGUUUAAUGGUUUUUCUAACAAUAUUAAUAUUACUUGUCAUAUUAUUUCUUUCAAGUUCAUUUUGUUGGUAUUCAAUUUAUACAGGAAAUGAUUUAGUUUAUGAAUAUAGUACAGUUGCAAAAAUUGUUAAUGAUUUUAUUAAAUUACGAACAAUUUAUUAUAUAUUUGGUUGUAUAACAACAUUUUUAUUUCUUCUUACUUUAUUUAUUGUUUUAACUUUAUUUGAUCGUAUACGAUUAAGUAUUAUAUUAUUAGAUCAUGGUGCGAAUGCUGUUUUUUCUGUUUUAAGUACAAUAUUUUGGAUACCAUUUACAAUUAUAGUAUUUUGUUUAUUAACAUCAAUUAUUAUUUAUAUUGAAAUGUGUUUAUCAACAGUUGGUAAACCAAUAUUUCGUACAAUUGUUAAUAAUGAAACAAUACCUUGUUUACCAAAUAUAAAUUCAACAGAAUGUAUAUUUCAACAAGAAUAUGGUUAUAAUGAUUUAGUAUUAAAUGAUACAGAUAUUGUUACACGUGGUGUUAUUGAAUUUCUUGUUGAUAAUAAAACAAAUCUUAAAUGGUUUAAUUUAUUUGCUUAUUUAUGGUUUAGUGCAUUUUUAUUUGCAUUUCAAGAAAUUGUUUUAGCGGCAGUUUUCUCAAAUUAUUAUUGGUCAAAAGAAAAAUUAACAACAUCAUUUCCACUUAUUUAUUCAUUUUUUCUUAUUAUACGAUAUCAUUUAGGUUCAAUAGCAUUUGGUUCAUUACUUAUUGCAACAUUACGAUAUAUAAAAAUAAUAUUUGAUUAUAUAACAAAUAAAAUUACAAAAAUUCAAAAUAAUAUUAUUAUUACAUUUCUAUUUAAAUUUAUUUCAUGUUUUCUAUGGUGUUUUGAAAAAUUUCUUAAAUUUCUUAAUAAACAUUCUUAUGUACUUAUUGCAGCACGUGGUUAUUCAUUUUGUAAAGCAACACGCAAAACAUUUGUUUAUAUGAUUAAUAAUUGUUUACGAUUAUUGGUACUUGUACAUUUAACAGAAUGGAUAUUAUUUUGUGGUAUAAUUGCUAUAUGUUCUUGUAAUACAUAUUUAUUUUAUGAAUAUCUUCAAUGGACAGAUGAAUUUGAUCAACUUAUACUUCGUUGGACACCUAUGGUUAUUAUAAUUAUAAUAACAUAUUUUAUUGCAAGUCUUUUCUUUAGUGUUUAUGAUAUGGCAAUAAAAACAUUAUUUAUAUGUUUUCUUGAAGAUUUAGAUGAAAAUGAUGGUUCUAUUCAACGUCCUUAUAUGAUGAAUAAUGAACUUUUAUCUUUACUACACAAAACAAAUACGAUUAAAGAAAAAGAAAACAAAUAA